GAAACUGCGGGUGGUGCGGGCUGUAAAUUCAAAAUGGCGGAAAAACAAUGGCAAGUUGUAAACAAACAAGAGAUCGAGAAAAAAUGGCCUUUACAUUUCCUUGUUUUUGAAGAUAAGUCCGGACAACUCCGGGAUGCAUUAAAGGAAAACAAGGUUGAGUUUUUAAGCUGUUUAUUUUUAUCUGUUAGUGCAUAAGUGUGGAAAAAAUUAUAUAAGUAAUAAAAUAUUUUUAAAACGUUUUAACAUAUGACAGCUGAGGUCAUUCCGAAAGCAAAAGCGAUUGUAUUAGUUAUUAUUAUUUAUACAUAUUGACUUUACCUUAUUACCUGCGUACGUUUUAAUUGAAAUAAUUUAAAUUGUUUUUGCUGUAUUAUACGAUAGUGUAUUGUACAGUACUGCCAAAACAGACGAAGAUACACUAAUAUAAAACAUGCUUAUGUGUUAUGUCAGCGAAUAAGUGUUUAUAAUAUUACAUUUGAACCCUAUUUUUUAACAGACACAUUUGGCACCACACAAAUAUGCCUGCUUGAAAGUAGUGUCUGCUUUAAAUAGGGGUUAUAAUAAUAUUGUUUUAUUAACCUGAGGUUUGUGUCCAUUUAUAUUAAAAGGAGUGCCCCAUUAAAAAAGGACCACCAUGUUUGAGAUAUCUUCUUCAAGUAGUUCAGACACAAACCAUGGCAGCUUAUUGUGAAGCACUAUCUACACUGGGCCACCAUGUUUGAGAUAUCUUUUUCAGAUAGUUCAAACACAAACCAUGGCAGCUUAUUGUAGAUUCUACAAUGUAGAAUACUACCUACACUGAUCCACCAUGUUUGAGAUAUUUUUUCAGGUAGUUCAGACACAAAACAUGACAGCUUAUUGUAGAAUACUACCUACACUGAUCCACCAUGUUUGAGAUAUUUUUUCAGGUAGUUCAGACACAAAACAUGACAGCUUCUUCUCUUAACCUAGGUUGAUAUUGAAAACCUUGAUCCUUGUGGUCGAACAGCGCUACAUAUUGCUGUGUCUUUGAGUCGUACAGAAUGUGUGAAAAUAUUGCUAGAUCAUCACGCAAAUGCGAAUGCAGUGAACAAGCAAGGAUGGAAUGGUACGAUAAUUUAAGACAAUUUACAUAAUAUAAUUCAUCAUAGGUAUUUUUAAGAGCACUUGGGUUGAGGGCACUCUAAUACCCCCUCCCUCAAAAUGUGUCAACUCCACGAAUCCCCCUCUCCUGCCUCCCUGAGAAAAUUUAACCCACCUGGUAAAUCCCACCCUUCUAGAAAACAACCUCCUGCCACUACAAAAAGUCCCCCUUAAGGAUCGAAUUUGCCCCCCUCCCUGCAAUGGGUGUGGUCAUUUGUGGGAAUGAGUAUGACACCCCCUCCCUGUCCUUGAUGAGCCACGUUUUUAUUGCAAAAUCAAAACAAAAUUUUAUUUCAGUUUGUCAAGAGGCAGUUAGCAGCGGAGACCCAGAGAUACUCUCCCUUGUAUUCAAACAACGAGAAUUCCAGAGAGCAACCCAACGCCUUGAUGGAAUACCUGAACUUCUGGAUGACCUUAAUGCUGUAAGGUUGAGUCUGUAUGAUAAGUAAAAUCAUUGAUGUAUGCUAUCAAAGUCUCAGCAGGCAUUUAGCCAGGUGGCCGUCCAACCGUCCUAUAGAUAGCUACUUUAAAAAUAAGACGACCAUGGACGGCAUAAGAAAAUGUUUUCUUUAAUACCUACAAAGUUGUCAACUGUUGUUUAUCUAUUCUACAAGAAAAGACACUGAAUUAUGAGUACACCACCACUGAUUUCAAGCUCCAUGUUUUUUUACCAUGUUCAUCAAAGAAUAGGUUGUCACACCCACGGUAUUUUUUGGACAGCCAGAUUUGACACCCUGGCUAAAAGCCUUUUGCAUGUGUAAAUUUUGAAGGAUUGUAGGAAAUGUUUCAGGAAACUGACUCAGUGUUUAAAAGUUUAACACUUCCCUCAAACAUUUUUUACAAAUCUUUCAAAAUGAAUGCAAAUGAAUGCAAAAUAUUCCUACUGUGAUCACAGAAACUUUGAUAGUGUAAGCCAGGCUUUGGUUGAUGACAUCGCUCAGAAGAAAUACGCAUUGAUUUUUUUAGGCUCCAGAUUUUUAUAUUGAGAUGAAAUGGGAAUUCACAACAUGGGGUAAGCUAGAAAUGAGAAUUUUGAAUUUUUCAUUUGCACCUUAAAAUCCAAAUGCUUUUUUCUUUACGAGCAAAAUUGUCCAGCAUUAAACACUAUAUAGAGUCAGACAACCAAUGAACUGCAUCUGGAAGAAUUCUUGUGCACUUCAUGAUUUAAUGCCAAUUUAUAAUCAAAUGACAUUAAGGGCACAUCAAGGUGCAAUGCAACGUAAUGGGUUAAACUUUUUUUGCAGUUCCUUUUAUGUCGAGAAUGUGCCCUAGUGAUACGUACAGAAUAUUUAAGCAAGGCUGUAAUGUCCGAGUAGACACAACCUUAGUUGGAUUUGAUCAGAAUCUUGUCGACUGGGAACGAGGAAACAUGAGUUUUGUUUUCAAAGGCACAGGUAAAGUGGACUUUAUUUAAGAAGGGGAACAAAAACCUGGUUAGCAUUAGGGGCGGCGCCAGUGUAGGUCACGUGGAUAAUAAACAGCAGGAGGUACAACUACAAAUCUCACAGCUUCUAAACAAGAUGUCUUCGCAUUUCUUGUUCCCAGUUGUUGACAAGUCUGGAACAAGUUGUUAUGUAAUAUUUCAAAUCCGACUAUGAGGUCUGGACUAGAUUUCAAGUUCACGCAAUUUGUUGGCCGGAGGAUUUGAAAUGACAUCUCAUACGAAUAAAUCACAACGUAACGUGAGAUGAAUUUAUUUUAAUCUAGUCCUAGGACUGGAUCAAUAUACAUCACCAGGUAUCCAGUAUUACCAUGUGAGCAAAAUAAAGCAAUAUGGUUGGCUAAUUUACUCAUGAAUUAUUAAUGAAUUUGAGAUCAUCUUGUAACAAGGUUGAUGAGGCCACAACAGACUCUCAACAAGUUGUUCCAACAAAACUGAUCGUCUACACAUAAUUGUUACGAACAGCCUCUAUUAGUCUUGUUGGAACAACUGCAAGAAACUAAUGCUAAUUGUUUUCAGUAUACAGUAUGCAUGCAGUAACCUUGUAUUUGGAGGUCAAUAAAUUUCAUGCAGCAGCCGUUUUACUGUUUCUUUAGCGGAGGGUGCUGAGUUUUUCGAAAUCGAUCACGAACGAAAAAUGUUUACGAAAGAAGAACUUCAAAUGAGGUAGGUUAAUCAUGUGAAGUCAGAAACGAUUUUAAACUUUAUUUCAGCAUUUGAAUAAGACUAUUUUUGGAGUUGAUAGGCAUUUACUCUACAGGUUUAAAUCAUAGCUAGCUCCACUUCCUUCAACCCUCCAACGGUUUACGAGUUGAUCUGUUUCUCCAGAAUUCUUAAUCCAUCCAAAGCGCAUAUUUUAAAAUUUGAAUUUGGAGCUAGACUCUCACACGAUGAAGGCAGCGUCACUCCACGACUCUUCUGCAGUUUAUGAACAGCUAGAUUUCUUCUUGCUUAGGGAUGAAACUCGAGAUCCCAACAGAUUCGAGACGACACAAGAGGCGAUCAAUACCAGGAUGAGCUCACCAAACAUCUCGACAAUUUUAGACACAGAUUCGAUAGCUUUUACGAAGUAUGUAUACGUUUUUUUAGCAUUGGAUGUUGUUUUUAAGAGAAAAACAUAACUCGAGUAUUCACUAGCUCACCAGGUCGGUGUCGAGUAGUCGUGCAUGCAAACCAGAACGAAAGUUGGUGAGAGGUUAUGGUAAUGUCUAAAAGGGAUGGACAAGAGGUAGUUUAUACGAGAUGGUUCCAAAAUUGAAAUAAAAGUUUGCGUUAGUAUUAGGGUUAGUGUGGGGGUUAGGGUUAGGUGUGGGGUGAGGGUAAGGUUUAGCAUUGUUGCAAUUGGCUGGUUGUUGAUUCUUUUACGUUUUAAUGAUCUUAAAAACUGGCGGCCAUCUUGAAAACCUGUCUCUAUUCCAUCCCCUUUAACCACGACCGAGAGUUUGCAUGAGAGAGUUCCACAGUGGCGAAACUAGCCAUGGCAUGACUGGUCAUGCUAUGCAAAUAAACUUGCAUCCAAAUAGAUUAAAGACAAUACAUUUCUAAAGAUUUGAAAUCAUUGAAAUCAUUUGCAUAGCAUGACCUGUUGCUAUGGCUAGCAUUCCCACUGGAGUUCCACCGACUGUCAUGGCUCGGGCAAGCGAGAACAAGAGUUGCAUGAGAGUUGACGAGAGUUGAGAAGCGAGAGUUUCAAUGAAAGUUUUCUGAACUUUCAUGUCCUGGUCAAACGAGAACAAGAGUUGCAUGAGAGUUGAGAAGCGAGAGUUUCAAUGAAAGUUUUCUCAACUUUCAUGUCCUGGUCAAACGAGAACAAGAGUUGCAUGAGAGUUGAUGAGAGUUGAGAAGCGAGAGUUUCAAUGAGAGUUUUCUCAUCUUUCAUGUCCCGGUCAAACGAGAACAAGAGUUGCACGAGAGUUGAUGAGAGUUGAGAAGCGAGAGUUUCAAUGAAAGUUUUCUCAACUUUCAUGUCCUGGUCAAACGAGAAAAAGAGUUGCAUGAGAGUCGAUGAGAGUUGGCGGUGAAAUGGAAGCGAGAAUUGCAACUGGCAUCAACUCUUAGUUUGUGUAUCGUAGGCAUAAAACGAUGUGGGGAUGGGGAAGUGAUAAAACAGAAACUAUCGAAGAUCAUGAAGGGAAGAUGUAUGACGCAACUGGUAUUGAUGUUGUCACGAGGAUAAGAUUUGAACAUUUAACUGAUGAUGAUAAAGUGCGCGAGAAAGCAAAAGGUUUGUUGGAGGUUAAAUUUUAUGUAAACUUACCAGAUACACCCUUCCGGAAAUUACGUUUACCUUGGCUAUGUAGAGCCUCGUUUUCACCAUUGAGACGUUGGGCUUGAGGCUUGAUAGCCAAGAUGACGUAAUUUCCAGAAGCAUGUGUUAACUUUAUAUUUCACUUAUAUAGCUAAACAGUUCUCUUUAGAGGUCCAGUAAGAGACAUUUCUUACUUGUCAAGUGUUACUACAGAAAGAAACUUGCUUCAAGGAACCUGCGGUGCCUGACAAAGUGGAAAUAUAACUAUUAUGUUUAUUUCUUGAUUCAGUAUCUGGUUCUGGGACUGGUCUUCAGGGCGUCUUGUCUGGAGAACAACAAGAAACAGUCUGUGAUUUGGAGGUAUUUUAUACUAUUCGUCUCCAAUCUCGUACCCAGAGUAUGCCCGUUCGCAGGUUAGGUUUAUGCCCAGCACCUAACCAGCGAACGGGCAUACUCUGGGUACGAGAUUGGUUCGUCUCUUGUCCUUUGUUUUUCUGCAUAGUCUUUGAGGUAACUAUUUUAUUGAUCUGAGGUAACUAUUUUUAGGAUCCAGAGAUUGUUGAUCGGCAUUCACUCAAUCCGUACAAUUUGUCACUUGAAGAAUAUUUCAAUUUGCCGCUGAACAAAUCAAAGAAAGGUAUGCAUGUUUAGGGGUAUGUAGUUCAAAUCUGGAUUCGACUCCUGUAGUAUGUAACUACUGUAUUUGAAAAUGAAUUUGAAAUUGGAUUUGGUUGUCUGAUUUCCACCUCAGCUGGACAUGUAGCGACAUUUCCCUGUAUCUGUACCCACCGGCUUAAUGGUUUCUAAUCAAUCUAUUCAGACAUAGGUCGUCCAAAAGAUAUGAUCAGUAAGACACAAAAGUUCAAGGCUACAUUAUGUCUAUGUCCAACUUAUCCGUUAUCGCUACAACAGCAAGUUCUUCCUGUUAUUAAAUUGUUGGUAAGUUUGCAUUAUCAUGUAUGUUUCAUCAUAAUAUCUGAUUCACUUUUUAAACUCGGGUGUAUCAGCCACGUUAUAGAUAUAUAGGUGGCUGUAAAUCAGAUUUACGGUAAACGGACAAGUAACGAUCAUGUAAUUCAUCUUCUAUUUCUAAUACGUUUAUAUUUUAUUUAGGCAAUCAGCAAUUCUCAUUUUGCGAAGCUGCGUGAUUUUGUUGCCCUCCAUCUACCAUCUGGAUUCCCGCUCAAAAUAGGUGCGUAGUUUUCCAAUUUUAAAAAUAGUUGGUCAAGCCGUGUCCAGCGAAGGCCUUUCGUUAGACUAGUAGUCAAGUAGUUUGUCUACCACCGUCUCGAAGAGUCUUCGCUCGAAAUGUCGAAGUUCUCCUUGUAUUUUUCAGGUAGUUGUAUCCCUAUCAAUCCACAGUAUUCAAAAUAAAACUUAUAGAUUGUUUUAUUUGUUUUUAGAAAUUCCAGUAUUUCAUUUUCUCAAUGCUCGUAUUACGUUUGGAAAUAUAAAUGGCAUGCUCACCCCAGUCUCCGGCGUCCAGUCACAAGUGACGUCAGAACCGAGCACUGAGGAAGAGAAUGGCAACGAGUCUAGAGUCACGUGUUCAGUUGACAUGGAGCGGUUUUCACCUCCGUCUGAUUAUGCCGAUAGAAGCAGAGUGGAACAACAUUCAGGUGGGUUCAACUGGGAGUUCGCCUGCGUGCAGGCAAGGACUUAAACCUCAGCGGAAACGUUGUUUCCUAACCAUGAUUCCUGAAGGUGGACAAACCAGGAAACACGUUUAAACACAAACCAGUUAUUGUAGAAUACUGCCUACACUGGACCAGCACGUUUGAGAUAUAUUUCUCAAGUAGUUCAGACACAAACCACGACAGCUUAUUGUGGAGUAUCCAGUGACGAUGGUCAACUUCAAGGCUACUAACUCUUGACGAAGGGCCUUCGCUCGAAACGUCGAGUUUCUGCUUAUUUUUUAAGUUAGUAAUAUAACCACUCAGCACAGCAUUUUCACAUUGGUACUACCCACACUGGUACAGACAGUUUUAGUAUUGUAGAAUACUACCUACACUGAACCACCAUGUUUGAGAUAUCUUUUUCAGGUAGUUCAAACACAAACCACGACAGCUUAUUGUAAAAUACUACCUACACUGAACCACCACGUUUGAGAUCUCUUUUUCAGGUAGUUCAGACACAAACCACGGCAGCUUAUUGUAGAAUUCUACCUACACUGGACCACCACGUUUGAGAUAUCUUUUUCAGGUAGAUACAAACCACGACAAUUCAUCUUAUAUGUGUUAAUGUGUUAUAUAUACCACAGGUCAACAUAUGCAAAGUGAGGAAGAACUAUUAAUUCAACUGGCGAUACAACAAAGCCUUGCUGACUCAAACCUUGACGGUGAUGUUCGCCAAGAGUCCUGGGCACAAGGAACACGUCUAUCAAACAGUGAAGAAGAAGAUAUUCAAAGGUAAGAGCUGAACGUGGCACUGUGGUUGACGGGAUUUUUGUAUUCUGCAGUUGUUUGAUUAUAUUUUCAUGUGAGGCAUUAUAUUCCUUGUGCAGUAACACUGAGAAAUAGGGAAUGAACCUUACUGGACCUGUUGGAAAAACAGUUUAGAACUGAUAGAGCUAUCCAGUGUAAAUAAAGUUAAUUUGGUUUAGAUUUCGUCCUGCAUAGUAACACUGUAUCAAUAACAGAUGAUCCUUACUGGACCUGUUGGAAAAACAGUUUAGAACUGAUAGAGCUAUCCAGUAUAAAUAAAGUUAAUUUGGUUUAGAUUUCGUCCUGUAGUAACACUGGAUCAAUAAGAGAUGAUCAUUACUGGGCCUAUAGGGAGAACAGUUUAGAACUGAUAGAGCUAUCCUAUGUAAAUCAAGUUAAUUUAGUAAGAUUUUCAACUGUAGUGAAGGAAAUAUUAAAAGAGUUUAAAACUCAACGUUUGAUGAUUUUGAGAAUGAUUUUCUUGUUCAGAGCAAUAUGUGAAAGUCUUGUCAAACAGGGAGGAACAAGUGACGCUGCACAAGCGACGAGCGAAGGAGGGGAAGCUACAAGCUCUUACGAUGAACAAUUGCAAAUCGCUUUGGCAAUGUCGGAACAGGACAUGAUGUCAAAAUCUCGCGAGACAAGGAAUGAUGAUGAUGAAUUAGAAAGGAUUUUGAAAUUAUCUCUCACGGAGAAAUAAAUAUAUUAUAUACAAUAUGAGAUAUACUAAGUAUAUUUUGCGGGCGAAAGAUAUUUAUGAUCUGCACCGGAGGCGUAAGGCUGAGAGAAAACUAGUAAAGUUCGCUGAGAAACAUUGUUUCUUCACCUGACGGCGAAUUCAAUCAGGAAACAUUGUUUCCUAGCCAUGUUUUGCGAAGGUAGCUAAACCAUCAUAUGUGGUUUCACUAAGCGCUAUCGUGCAGCAGAUGAUGGUCAACCUGCAGUUAUCAGAGUGAGAAAAUAAUGUCCUUCUUUUCAUUAUAUGCAGUCUUCGAUUUGGUGGCCAAUCAAGUAAAAUUGAGAGAUUUUCUUGCCAAUUUUCUUUCCACAUUGGAGACGUAGUUUAAUUUUCUUACCAAUUUUCUUGUAAAAUGAGGUAUUUUAUUUCAGAGAUAAUACUGUACGAUAUAGUGUAAUAAUGUAAAAAUAAACUUCAAUGAAACUAAAUUUUAUGGCCAAUAUGUCCAAUAUUCAAACAUAGAUAGCACAGUGUAACCACUAUGGCCGUAGUAACAUGAAGUGUUUCCACGCAGGCUAGCUUGGCGCUUUAAUUUUUCCUGAAUUCUAAUUGGUUCUAAAACGCAUUCUCUCUUCUCCAAUCGACCAAUCAUGUUCAAGAACAAUCCACGUGCAUUUGCGCGAAAUUAAAGUUCACAUUUGGAAAGAUGGUGGAUUGACUAGAAUUAUACGGAUGAAUUUUUAGCUAACUUUUAGCCACUUUGGCC
Messenger RNA from Paramuricea clavata, 8679 nucleotides. The record is from the annotation of a GenBank genome assembly. Lineage: Eukaryota; Metazoa; Cnidaria; Anthozoa; Malacalcyonacea; Plexauridae.